Molecule: messenger RNA, 2119 nt
Organism: Piliocolobus tephrosceles (Ugandan red Colobus)
Lineage: Eukaryota; Metazoa; Chordata; Mammalia; Primates; Cercopithecidae
Gene: EMID1
Product: EMI domain containing 1
Exons: 15
Coding region: 138-1463 (441 amino acids)
Molecular function (GO): protein binding
Source: RefSeq, a predicted model, not a curated record
UGCCCGCCCUCCGGCCGCGGCGCUGGGAACCGGGCUCCGCGCGUCCGGGGCGGCUGGCGGCGCGGGCAGGCGGGCAGAGAGGACAGGCUAGGGGCGGCGACAGCGAGGGGCCGCGCGCGGAGGGCGCCUGGUGCAGCAUGGGCGGCCCGCGGGCUUGGGCGCUGCUCUGCCUCGGGCUCCUGCUCCCGGGAGGCGGCGCUGCGUGGAGCAUCGGGGCAGCCCCGUUCUCCGGACGCAGGAACUGGUGCUCCUAUGUGGUGACCCGCACCGUCUCAUGCCAUGUGCAGAAUGGCACCUACCUUCAGCGAGUGCUGCAGAACUGCCCCUGGCCCAUGAGCUGUCCGGGGAGCAGCUACAGAACUGUGGUGAGACCCACAUACAAGGUGAUGUACAAGACAGUGACUGCCCGUGAGUGGAGGUGCUGCCCUGGGCACUCGGGAAUGAGCUGCAAGGAAGGUUCCUCUGGCUCCUUGGAGCCCAUGUGGUCGGGCAAUACCAUGCGGCGUAUGGCACUUCGGCCCACGGCCUUCUCAGGUUGUCUCAACUGCAGUAAAGUGUCAGAGCUGACAGAGCGGCUGAAGAUGCUGGAGGCCAAGGUGGCCAUGCUGACUGUCACAGAGCGGCCAGCGCCUCCAACACCAGCUACCCCUGAGGACCCUGCCCCACUCUGGGGCCCUCCUCCUGCCCAGGGCAGCCCCGGAGAUGGAGGCCUCCCGGAACAAGUCGGUGCUCGGGGGCUGCCCGGGCCCACCGGCCCCAAGGGAGAUGCCGGCAGCCGGGGCCCAAUGGGGAUGAGAGGCCCACCAGGUCCACAGGGCCCCCCAGGGAGCCCUGGCCGGGCUGGAGCUGUGGGUAACCCUGGAGAGAGGGGACCUCCUGGGCCACCAGGGCCUCCUGGCCCCCCUGGGCUCCCAACCCCUGUUGGGCCACCCCACACCUGGAUCUCCCAGCAUGGAGACCCACUGCUGUCCAACACCUUCACUGAGACCAACAACCACUGGCCCCAGGGACCCACUGGGCCUCCAGGCCCUCCAGGGCCCAUGGGUCCCCCUGGGCCUCCUGGCCCCACAGGUGUCCCUGGGAGUCCUGGACACAUAGGACCCCCAGGCCCAACUGGACCCAAAGGAAUCUCUGGCCACCCAGGAGAGAAAGGCGAGAGAGGACUGCGUGGGGAGCCUGGCCCCCAAGGCUUUGCUGGGCAGCGGGGGGAACCUGGCCCCAAGGGAGACCCUGGUGAGAAGAGCCACUGGGGGGAGGGGUUGCACCAACUACGCGAGGCUUUGAAGAUUUUAGCUGAGAGGGUUUUAAUCUUGGAAACAAUGAUUGGGCUCUAUGAACCAGAGAUGGGGUCUGGGGCAGGCCCUGCCGGCACAGGCACCCCCAGCCUCCUUCGGGGCAAGAGGGGCGGACAUGCAGCCAACUACCGGAUCGUGGCCCCCAGGAGCCGGGAUGAAAGAGGCUGAGGGCGGUGGCGGCCCCUGGGGCAGACCAGGCCAGGCUUCCCCUCCUACCUGGACUCGGCCAGCUGCCUCCAGGGACCGCCCGUCCAUAUUUAUUAAUAUCCUCAGGGUCCCUUCUGCCAUCUAGGCCUUAGGGGUAAGCAGGUCUCAGUCCUGGCACCAUGCACAUGUCUGAGGCUAAGCAGGGGCUGAGAGGAGAGGCUUGGGCCUCAGUUUCCCUCUGUGAAGUGGGGGGAGGCAGGCCUUCAAGGACGGGUAGAGGUACAAGGCUUUGUCUCAUCUGCUGUCUGAGUAUCCAGGCCCAAAGGCACUGAGGGAGUCAGGAGUUGGGGCUUAGCACAUGCAGGGAUGACAGGGCAGGGAGCAGUCUUCCUCCCUCUCCUCCCCAACCAAACCUCGGGGAGCCCUCCUGUGCCCCUCCCUCCUUGUUGUCCAGUGCUGGGUUCCCCACCCCAAGGUCAAGCUGCCCAAUCCUCUGACUGGAUCACCAGGGGCUUCUUGCCUCAAUUCUCCUCUCUGAGCCCCCAGGCCCUCCCACAUCUCAGGUUGGGGAUGGGGACAUGGAGAGGAAGGGGCUGCCUGCUCCCACAAAUGCUUGUGACAGAUGCCAGGAGGUAGAUGUGUGCUGGCCAAUAAAGGCCCCUACCUGAUUCCCCGCA